GAAGUUCGCGUCGUGAUUUUUCAUGGCCCGACGCGGUCUGGGUCCUCCUCCGCCUGCUGCUCUCCCCUGCGGGCGCCCCGCCCCGCGGUGCCCGUGGCCGCGCUGACGGUCGACCCGCAGCUGACCUCGAGGGUGAUCCUCGCGGACGCCGCCGGCCAGGUCUGGGUGUUCCGCUUCCGGAACCGGACGACCUGCAGGGUCGAGCGCCGCCUCCCGGCGGCCACCUCGCGCGGCCUGCGCGACCUCGCGCCCGUCGAGGGCUUCGUCCUGGGGCUCGAGGGAGCCGUCGCGGACGGCGAGGCGGCGGUGAUCGCGCUGAACAUGACGCCCCCCGCCGACGCGGGCGGCGCGGCGGGCGCCGUCGUGUGGCGGAGGCGGUGGCCCGCGCAGCGGGCCCUGGCCGUGCACGCGGGCGGCGUGGAGCACGGCAACCUCGUCGCGGUGCUGUCGGGGGACGGGCGCCGUGUGGAGGUGCUGGAGCUGGUGAUGAGCAUGCGGUGGGGCCCAGAGCCGUUGGACUACUGGGAGUUCCUGCCGCUCAUCCUGAUCGUGGUGGUGGCCGUCGUCGUCCUGGUGGGCCUCCUGCACUGCUACCUGCAGCAGCGCCGGGAGGAGGCCGAGAAGGCGGCGAGACAGCUCGAGGAGGCGGCGCGCAGGGCGGAGCAGGA
Messenger RNA from Prorocentrum cordatum, 668 nucleotides. Lineage: Eukaryota; Dinophyceae; Prorocentrales; Prorocentraceae. The record is from the annotation of a GenBank genome assembly.